AUGUCUCCAGAUGGGCGCAACCAUUUUGUCCUGUCUCAGCUAAACUACUAUCGCAUUCGAAAUAUCCAGCGAGGCGAUGAAGGGAAUUAUUCAUGCAAAGUUACCAAUAAAUACAAUGGUCGAUCAUUCUAUGAUGAAGAAUUGGUGCAGAUACGAAUUAGUGACAGUCAUCGUCGUAUCUUGCCUCCUUCGGCUAAAAGAUCCUACAACCAGAAUUUUUCUAUGACUUACAUCUCACCUUAUACAAUUGGAGCCGUCAUCUCUUCAUCUUUGGCAGUCAUUCUGAUAAUAAUCUUCAUUGUUCUUGCUGUACGUUUGAGGCACUACCAGACCCGGGGAUUGAACUCACAGCUGCUAGAGUACAAUGGCCGAAACGCCAAAGAAAGAAAAAUUCGAGAAAAACUUGCUCGUUCACAUGAUGAGAAUCUGGAUGACCAAGAAGUUGAAUUGUUAGAUGAAAACAUUCAGCCAACCCAUGAAGAUAUGGGAGAUUAUUCUGAUACACGCCAUGGAUGGGAAGUGCCACGACGUUUUAUCAAAUUACACGAUCUUUUGGGCAAAGGCAUUUAUACUGAAGUCUGGAAAGGCAAAAUGCAGAAACAUCCAACCAGAGACGAUAUGGUUCGCGUAGCGAUUAAACGUCUGAUGGUUGAAGCUACUGAAAAAGAAAAGAAAUUCUUUUUGGAAGAAAUGGAAGUUCUGAAAAUGCUCCCUCCUCACCAGAAUGUAAUCCACCUGAUAGGAUGUUACACACUUCAUGAGCCACAACUUAUUGUGUUAGAAUAUGCAGCUGAGGGUACACUGCGAAAUUACCUUCAGCGGCAUCGUAUUGGGCAGCAGGAGAUUGAGAUUACCCAAGGACAGCAUCAGUCUGUGCGUCUGCGCAACCACACCCUUACACCUCAGAAGAUGUUUAGCCUUGCCACACAAGUUAUUCGUGGGAUGGAACAUUUGCAGCGAUUCAAGUUAAUCAGUUAUCGGCUUACUUCUGUCAGUAUCUUAGUUACAAGAGGAGGGGUUAUUCGACUGUCAGGAUUUGGUUUUCCAGAUGAUGUAAUGGCCAGGAAUCUUUACGAAGCUACUUCACUUCCUGUUCGAUGGAUGAGUCCUGAAUCCAUUCAGGAACGGAUCUUUAACCUCCCUGCUGACAUUUGGUCUUUUGGUGUCAUUUUCUGGGAAAUUACACAUUUUGGUCUGACUCCUUACCCGACAAUGGGACCCCAGGAAGUUUGUGAAAAAGUUGUGGCUGGCUACAGGAUGCCACAACCUCCACAGUGCAGUGCAGAAUUGUAUGGAUUGCUACUCUCUUGCUGGCAGUCCCACCCAGCCAACCGGCCAUCUUUGGAAGAACUGCAUCAUUUGAUGAAGAAUAUGUCACGAGUGUACUCAGACCACAUCCUUUUUGAGAAGAUGCCAGAGUACCAACGAUCCUCUCCUUAUGACCAACUCGACAGUGAUUUGUAA
This is a messenger RNA of Acanthosepion pharaonis, 1464 nucleotides long. The record is from the annotation of a GenBank genome assembly. Lineage: Eukaryota; Metazoa; Mollusca; Cephalopoda; Sepiida; Sepiidae.